GUUCAGAUACAAACCACGACAGCUUAUUGUAGAAUACUACCUACACUGGACCACCACGUUUGAGAUAUCUUUUUCAGGUAGUUCAGACGCAAACCACGACAGCUUAUUGUAGAACACGGCUGACAUUGGACCCGCCCCCCCCAUGUUUGAGAUACAAAGAAUUCCUCAAGCAAACUGCUGAAGGAACUACAUACCAAUAGGUGAAAUAUGGCUCACCAAAAGUUAGAGAUUCAGACGUGGCCUGAUCGUGAAGAGGAGAAGACAUCAAGAAAUAGAAGUUGUUUGAAAAGUCAAGUCUUGAAUCAUGGAAGAGCAUAAAUUCACAGUAAUCUUGACUAUCAUGAUGGCACUUGUGGUCACAAGUCAAGCUGGAAAUCUUAGUGUAAGUUUAUGUGUUAAUUGAGUCUACGUUCGCUAGCGCCGCAUUGCGUAGAUCGAAUUCGUAAAUGUAUCACUGGAAAUUUAACAAAUAACUGAUCAGUGAUUAUUAGAUAUAGGAUUUGAAAGGUUUGCCCAUGGUUUGCUCUUGCAAACAGAGCGACCCGGCCAAGUAGUACCCUACCUUCGACCUACAGUAGUUGGCUUAACUCAGUGAUGAUGGGCAAAGCGUUAACCAAAUUUAGUGAAAGCGUCCAAAUUGCCUAUUUUUAAAAUUACGUUUCACAACCUAAAACCAGUGUUUGAAUUUAGUGUUUUUCUUAUUGAGUAGCUAUAUUAGCACAAUCGGAGAGGGCACUAAAUCUCUGGCAUUUGUCGAUAUAUUUGACUUUUACAUUUGCAGAAUUCCAAAACCUACUUUGGCGGUCGAUGCAUGAAAAAUCAAGGCGGAACAUACAGAGUUGCACUUCAGUUUUGUGAUGGCAAAAAUUGGCGCACCCAAAUACAACCAGGAAAAUCAUCGGGUUCUCCUCAAGGUAUUCAAUAUUUCCACGAGGCUCAGUGGUCAGUGUCUUUCCAAUAAAAUUUUAAACUUAGUUAAAGGUUGAGUUUGUGUGCUUGUCUGUCAGCUGGGUAACUCUCUGAGAUCAGUAAACCUUGUAUUAUUGCAUCGCAUUCAAUAGUGCUAUAAAUACAAAUUCUUCUAUCGUAUGGACCAUUGCUAUGUCGACCAGUUUCAACAAUCUACAGGCUGAAAUUCUGAGCUUUUUACGGCUUGACGAUGUUUAUAACUGACAUUACUAAUUUCAGAAAUGCAUUUUGUAUUUAUAUUUCAGAAAUACAUACUCGAAACGCAUCCUCGUCCCCAGGGCCUCUCGGCCGCGCCGCGUCCUCCCUGGGCCACACGAAACCGGAACCGUUUCUCGCAAGAAAACGUUUCUUGCAGUAGUUUCUAAAGGCCAUGUUACACGGUGCAAUUUUUCUUGCAACUUGCAAUGCAAUUCUACUCUUGAGAGAUGUUAAAAUUACCAAAUACGAGUCUUCAUUACACUCUGCUGUUUUCUCAACAUAUCGAAAAUUCUUUACUGAUUUCACUAAUUAACAUCUCUCAAGAGUAGAAUUGCAUUGCAAGUUGCAAGAAAAAUUGGACCGUGCAACAUGGCCUUAAAGCGCGUGCUCUUGAAUUGGGACGCUUUAGCAACCGUAAAAAUUUUCACAGUAAAGUAUUACCUGAGUAUUUAUGUUGACAUACAUGUUGAUAGAAUAAUUUUGCCUAGCAAAAACUGCUCAACUUCUGCGAAAUAGCAGUUCUCUGAGAAGCCAAUCAGAUCUCUCCCUUUAGUCGUCUAAGUCGGUCUAACCCAGAGCCUAAUUUUCAACGAGUGACCGAGUGAAAAUGGCUCUGGGAACGAGAAUGCUCGAAAGGUCGAAGUUCUGCUUGUAUUUUCAAUCCGCAGCUAUACAGUUUAAAAACAUGCCAAUCUAUGUUAAUAUUUUGCUUUUUUUCAGGUUCAAGUUGUCUUGACAUCCUGAAUAAAGGUUUAAGCUAUGGAGAUGGAAAAUAUAUAAUAGAUCCCGAGGGUGAUGGCGAAGAAAAGCCAUUCGAGGUGUAUUGUGAUAUGACAUCAUUUGGUGGUGGCUGGACGAUGUGUUACACCACAGACAAGUUUGUUAAUAUGAAGACUGAACUAACCACCAGUCCUGCGCAUGGCUAUCGAGCUGACUGCAAUAACAUACCAGUAAGUUCAAUACGUUGUAAAAACGGUUAAAAACUACCUUGCGUUUUUCUCGCGAAGUGAGACCUAUAUGGUUAGUACUCUGUGACUGUACUGAAACUCAAUCAUAUACAGUAAUAUGUUCACAACUAAAACCAGCGCC
Messenger RNA from Paramuricea clavata, 2256 nucleotides. The record is from the annotation of a GenBank genome assembly. Lineage: Eukaryota; Metazoa; Cnidaria; Anthozoa; Malacalcyonacea; Plexauridae.